This is a messenger RNA of Spea bombifrons (plains spadefoot toad), 1463 nucleotides long. RefSeq lists its product as uncharacterized. The record is from RefSeq and is a predicted model, not a curated record. NCBI's taxonomy places the organism in Eukaryota, Metazoa, Chordata, Amphibia, Anura, Pelobatidae. The coding region runs from base 44 to 1180 and encodes 378 amino acids. The transcript has 4 exons.
CACUGAAGGAAACCGUCUUCCUUCUACAUAUCUGCUGUCAAACAUGUCACACGGGACGGAUCUGACGGCCUGUCUCUCGGCAGCCUUCUUGCUGCUCAUUAAUGUUACCGUACCCACCGUGUCUUCCUCAGAAAGUUCUUCAUCCAGCGCGGUUAUCCAACCAAACCCGAGUAUUAUCAUAGAUGAGAGGGAAGAGCUGGCUCUAGCGGGGACCCCACAAAUCUUUGUGGCCCUCACAGACGUGGCUGAGGACACCCUCACAACUACCAGAGCAUCAACUACAAAACCGGAUACUUUAAUUACCGCAAUAAUACGUACUACUACCAAAAGCAAGACCACGGAGAUCUCAGUGACCACGCCAGCUAUCAGAACUACAGCCGUUACGACAGGACCUAGAAAACCCAUAGAUGGAGUCACCAAGAUGGCGCUCGGUUCAACGAGUGAGACCACAACAGCCUCAAGUACAAAGUCAAUAACACAUGUUGUGGAACCACUACACAUAGAGACUACAGCUACUGAGACCACUCAGUCACGAUCUGCCACAACGACAAGACGAAUCUUUGCAGAAAGACCUACCACAACAAGUGUGGAGACAACAGCCUCAACAGCCACGAUGACAGUUGUAACCACAGUGGCACCAACUGUCAGCGCACACCCAGAAAGUUCCACUAGUGAGUCCACUUCAUCGUCAUCUACUACAAUGGCGACAAGACAAAGCUCUACAGAAAGGUCUACCACGACGUGGGAGGCCACAACAACCUCAACUGCCACAACAGCACUUACAACCACUAUGGCACCAACAAAAAUGUCAAGUACUGAGUCUACUUCAUCAUCAUCAUCUACUACAACAAUGACAAGACAGAGCUCUACAGAAAGACCUAGCACAACUAGUGAGGCGACAACAACCUCAACUGCCACAACAGCACUUACAACCACCGUGGCUCCAACUGAGUCCACUUCAUCGUGUCCUACAACAAUGACGAAGGAAAACACCUCGGUGACACCGGUGACAAGAACUGUUGUGCUAAAUGUUAAGUUCCAGAGUUUAUCCCCUGUAAAUGCAACUGGUCUGCUACUUCAUCAGCUAUGUUCCAAAAUAAAUGUCAUGACAGCAAGUACUCUCGGUGUGAAAGUGACUUGGAGACAAAGGAGGAUAUCUCUGGACUGUGCUUCUCUAUAAGGAAUUGGCUUAGAAUUCACCAUCAUUUGGACAUCAUGGAUCACCAUGAAACAUCACUAGUGAGCUGAGCAAACCCUCAUGGUGGCCCUAUGGCUUUAACAGACAUCUUUAUGAUAGCCCAGUCUUGUCAGGACUAGAAUGUAUCCUUCACCUCGAUUCAACCAGGACAAUGCAAAGGAGGCGGAGCUAGACUGUGUGACCCUGAUAAUCUCCCAAUUGUGGAGCAGAAACACCGAGACUCAACGGGGGAAACCAUGAAAUAUUUCACGUGUGUCGGAAUUCU